UCAGAGAAGGGCUACUUCGUCAAUUCGCAAUCAGAAGCGCAAUGUCGUUAAAGUCCAGCCAGCGCAGCGCGCUCAAGUCUCAUCUGAACGCGGACAGGUUCAAUAACACGACAUCGUGCCUCACAGCACAGAGAGGCAUGUCAUGAGCACAUAGUCAUUCAGCGACUACACUACCGAACUACGCUUUCUUAUGCCCAGCCAGACUUCGUCUGGCUUCUUCGAAAACCCCUCAUGCGAUUCUAUUUGCUGCUGGUACAGCUCAAAAUCGUAUCUAUGGAAGGCGGUUCCGACGAUGAGCGCCAGCUCCAUAUGAGCGACAUUCUGCCCCACACAAGCACGCGGUCCAAAGCUGAAGGGGUUGAAGCAUAUCUUCUGGCGUGGCGUCAGGUUCUCAGGAAGCCAUCUAUCAGGCUUGAACUCCUCCACAUCGGGUCCCCAGACGUCUGCGUCGUGGUGUAUGGAAAAGCUGGGGACCGACAUCACAGUGCCACGCGGAAAGAAAGUUCCCUGGUAACUGACCCCUGCCGACGUCACGAUUCGAGGAAGACCAAUCGCUGAGGUGGAAUGCAGCCUCAUGGCUUCGUCUAUGCAACGUCUCAGGAAAGGCAGAUUCUUCACCUGGUCGUGCGAUGCGAUUUCCGCGUCGGCAGGAAUGGUAGAGUCAAGUUCUGCUUGGAGGCGUGGCACGAUGCUGCCCGGUGCUGCCCGCUCUCCGUGGAGGAUCCAGUAGAACGUAGCCGCAGCCGUAUUUGAGACAGUGUCGCUGCCAGCGAUCAGCUGCGUCAAGGCUUCCGAAACCAGUUCAUCUUGCGACAUGGGAUUCCCGCUGCUGUCCUUAGCAUUGACCAGCAUAUCAAGGAUAUCGUGGCGUUCGCUUUGGUGCUGUCCCUUCUCGCUCGCUUGCAGUCUCUUAUUCACGGCAACAGUGGCGAUACCAUGUAGAUUGCGGACAGACUCGAGGCCUUUUCGAAGGAAUGGGUCCGGCAAAUACUUGGCCCAUGGUCGCAGUGGGAGUAGAAGACCUAGAGUUGAGCUCACUUCACCUCUUCGGUUCAGCGUCUCGGCGCCAGGUGCUAGAACGAUUGGACCGUUUGGUUCGAGUUGUGCCUCGCACUCGUCUUUGCCCUUUGAGACCAUCCCAAAUGGCGCGCCGAACGCGAGGUCGCCGAUGAUGUCGAACGCAAUAUACGUGCACCAAGGCAUCAUGUUGAUCCUGGCGAAUCCGGUUCUCUCGGUCGGCUGCGACGAGAUGCGAUCCAAUUGCUCAACCCAUCGCCGAAGAUUGCCAGCCAUGUGCGUCUCAAAGGCAUGCACAGAUGACGGCGAAAAAGCGUGUGCGAUGAUCUUGCGCUUCCGCGUAUGCUCUGCCCGAUCACGAACAUUGAACACACCUGGCACGCCAGAAACGAAGGCCUCGUAGAAGUGGCUGCUAGCAAGUCAGUCUCCGAUACGUAAGAGGAUUUGUCGCUCAACGUACUCCUUCAAAAACCCAUUUCCGUGAGCAUAGACGGUCUGCAAGCCUUCAGGUUCCGCGAUCGACAUGUGGUUGUAGCCAACCCGAACAACUUUGCCAUACUUCUUGUGGGCAUAGUCAACCCAGGCGAACUUCUUGCCGUUCCUUGCGCCCAGUGCCAGCCAUAAAUUCGUGAAUUUGGCUAGAAAUGGGCCUGGGAUAUCCUGGAGGUGCUUGUAGGUCGUGAAGUACGGCAGCACGUAGUAAAGCACGAGCCAGACAGGCGCCAGCACCGCAGCGAUAACAAGAUACUUUUGGAAUGCCAUUGUCAUGCUUGACGAAGGGUGCGGUGUCGUCUGUCAAGCUUCCAACCACGAGACAUAUACUGCUUACAUUCCGACGAACAUGAUACCGUGCUGAGCUGCAUUCGCCUCCGAGAUACGGGUGGAACUUGGUCCACUCUUGCCGUGCAAUUAAUUGUAUAUGCGACGAAGCACAACACCAGCCACUGGCCGUCCGGGUUCGCGCACGGCGUGCAGCUGCACCACUCCCCGCCCCCACUCUUGGUCGCUGCAGGGGUUAUGCCUAUCCGGAACGUGGAUGCAUAGCGAUGAUCAUGAACACGACAUGGACGCAGCGCGUGCUGAUGAUGAGUAACACGAGCGAGAUGUGCUUUUGGUCGAAUCCGCCCUGGACCAUUCAACUGAAUUGGACAGCUCGAACCAGCCAAAGUCCUGCCAACCGAAACACUCAGCGCCAACACCCACACCAUGGCAAGUCUAGAGAUGUUCCCAGAUAUUGAAGUCCUGUCACAGCGUCAUUUGCCAGAGAACAAUCGAACCAAUAUCGUUGUUGUUGGAGCGGGACUUGGUGGUCUUGGCGCAGCCAUUGCCUUGCUACUUGCUGGACACAAUGUACAUGUUCUGGAAUCGGCUUCACAGAUUGGAGAAGUAGGAGCAGGCAUUCAAGCUCUACCAAACUCGAGUCGAGUGCUCAUACAAUGGGGCCUUGGGCCCACCUUGGCGAAGCUGGCCACCGUCCCGGUGCAGGUGGAAAUGUUAGGCUGGAAAGGCAACGCGAUCACACAGUACGACUUCGGCGCAGCAACUAAGGAGUAUGGCGCGCCAUUCUGGGACUUCCAUCGAGCCGAUCUUCACGGAGCGAUGCUGGACAGAGCUCGAGAAUUAGGCUGUACCUUCCAGACGAAGGCGCGAGUCGUCGACGUUGACACCUCACAAAUGACUAGUGCGACUGUUCUGCUCUCAUCAGGCGAGAAAAUUGUUGCAGACCUUGUGAUAGGGGCUGACGGCAUUCACUCAAAAUGUCGUGAGAUCAUGCUCGGUGGACCUAGCCCUCCAGUGGCGACCGGUGAUCUAGCUUAUCGUGUUCUUCUCGGUACUGAAGGCAUGCAGAACGAUCCAGAUCUGGCACCCUUCUUGAAGACUCACCAUGUGCGAUAUUGGAUGGGACCGGGUGCGCACGCAGUCAGCUACGUCCUACGAAAUGGCCAACAGAUCAAUGUUGUACUUUUGGUGCCCGAUGAUAUGCCCGCAGGAGCUAGCACGGUCGAUGGCAAUGUCGAAGAGAUGCAAGCACUUUUCCAGCAAUGGGACCCACGAAUCCCGAAGCUGCUGCAGUAUUGUCAAUCCGUCCAGAAAUGGAGGCUAUGCUUUCGUCCAGGUCUAGAACGACCGUGGUCGAAUGAGGCUGGCACUUUUGCACUUCUAGGGGACUCUGUGCACGCAACUUUACCCUACCUCGCAAGUGGUGCAGGAAUGGCAUUGGAAGAUGGUGCUGUACUCGGACAUUGCUUCUCACGCGUCAGCGACAAGCGCACACAUGCCAAAAAGCAGGCGCUGGCCGUGUAUGAGCAAUGCCGGAGAACUCGGACCGAAAGAAUUGUAGAGCGUGGCAACGUCCAACAAUACCUAUAUCAUGUUGACGAUGGCGCUGAGCAAGAAGCCAGAGAUGCUCGCUUCCGAGCGUUUGCACAAAUUGAGAAGCUCGUCGAGGAAGAUGGUAUGUCGACAGCAGAGAUUCAGCUACCAGACGGUUUGGAGAUUGGCUCUGAUCCCCUCGCAUGGAGGCGCUUCGGUGUUGGCAGUUGGCUGAUCAACUACGACUGCUUGGCGGACGUACAAAGAAAUUGGCUACAUUUGCAAAGCACAGAACCACAAUUUAGAUCGUCUCUGUGAAGCUAUCAGUAUCAAU
Messenger RNA from Sphaerulina musiva SO2202, 3664 nucleotides. RefSeq names its product FAD binding domain-containing protein. The record is from RefSeq and is a predicted model, not a curated record. Gene Ontology annotation, molecular function: FAD binding; monooxygenase activity. NCBI's taxonomy places the organism in Eukaryota, Fungi, Ascomycota, Dothideomycetes, Mycosphaerellales, Mycosphaerellaceae. Gene Ontology annotation, biological process: secondary metabolite biosynthetic process. The coding region runs from base 2224 to 3648 and encodes 474 amino acids. The transcript is spliced from 2 exons.